ACUGAACCUUACAUUCCUACAAAGCUUCCAUAAUUUCUCUGCCUCCUUGCCCAGAAAAAAAGCUUAUUAUAGAAGAAAUCAAAUUCUUUACACGUUGCUUUUACUGUGUAAGUCAUACUCUCACAUACCCACUUGUUCACAAACACGGAUUCCUUUUCCUUUUCUGGAUUCCUCUCAAACUUUCCUGAAAAUCUCCAUUUUUUUCCGUUCGAUUUUGUCUGUUCUUACAUUAGUUAUCUUCUUGAAUUGAGUUGUUACUGGUGGGUUUUCUUCUCAUACUCGUUUUGGAUGCUCUUUCUUCCAAGAUUUGCUUGUUUUUGCUUCAUUCAUUCUGGGAAUCUUAUCUGGUCGUUUUCGCUGUUCAUAAAAGUUUGUGUUUCAAUGCGGGUCUAAAAAGGUCGAAUAUAGACCACCAAGCAUGUUCUCUGGUCCAGUGAAGUACAAGUACAGCGAGCACCGACGGCAAACCAGGAUGUUUGGGCCGGCUCCGGCUCCGGCUGGUGGGUUUUCCGGCAAGAGAAAGUUGUCGGAGGUGAAUGGUGGUUUGCCUCGAGUUGUACGGAUAUCCGUCACUGACGAUGAUGCUACGGAUUCCUCCGGCGACGAAGGAGAGCCCGAGCCCUCCGGUGGGCGGCGGAGAGUGAAGAAGUACGUGAAUGAAGUGACGAUUGAGCGGUGUGGAGGAGAUAGCUAUGGAAAGGGGAAAUUCGACGGCGUUUUGAAGAGGCGGAAGGCGGCGGCGCCGCCGUUGAAGAAGAAGAAGGUUAAUAAUGUGAGCAAGUAUCGCGGCGUGAGGCAACGGCCGUGGGGCAAAUGGGCGGCGGAGAUAAGAGAUCCACUGAGACGCGUACGGCUGUGGUUGGGCACGUACGAUACUGCCGAAGAAGCCGCUAUGGUUUACGACAACGCGGCCCUUCAGUUGCGUGGCCCUCACGCGCUCACCAACUUCUCCGUACCUCCCGCAACCGUCGAGAAGCCGGCUGAGUCCCUCUCCGGCUACAACUCCGGCGAGGAAUCUCACGCCAGCCGCCGUUCUCCCAACUCCGUUUUCCUCUUCAACUCCGAAGCAGAUUCCGAGUCUAUAUUCGCCCACCCAAACGACGUCGUCAUCCCCUCGGAAAAUUUCUCAAGCUUCUCGCCGUUUCCGGAUCACUGGUUCGAGAACCCGAUCCACGAACCCGGUUUAUUCCACGAACCGGGUUUCCCCGACGAAAUUUUCGGAGAAAGCUGCACUGAGAUGUUCAUCGGGUCAAGUCAUGAUUUCGGACUCGGGUCAUCCACCAGCCCGGCGGACGAAUACUUCCAAGAUUUCGAAGACAUAUUCGGGUCGGAUCCUCUCGUCGCCCUUUGAGAUUCCAGAGACUCUAGAGAAUGUUUAAUAUAAAUCAGUUUUGUUUAAGGUUUGUUAAUUAGGAGUUAAGUACGAUGUAGUAGUAAAUACUAAAUAGUAAUUAAGCAAGUCCGUUAAAUUAACGGUGACGGACAUGUUGUUUUUGUGUUU
Messenger RNA from Ipomoea nil (Japanese morning glory), 1501 nucleotides. RefSeq names its product ethylene-responsive transcription factor CRF1-like. Lineage: Eukaryota; Viridiplantae; Streptophyta; Magnoliopsida; Solanales; Convolvulaceae. The coding region runs from base 419 to 1351 and encodes 310 amino acids. Gene Ontology annotation, molecular function: DNA binding; DNA-binding transcription factor activity. Gene Ontology annotation, biological process: regulation of DNA-templated transcription. The record is from RefSeq and is a predicted model, not a curated record. The transcript has a single exon.